This is a messenger RNA of Adineta ricciae, 1119 nucleotides long. NCBI's taxonomy places the organism in Eukaryota, Metazoa, Rotifera, Eurotatoria, Adinetida, Adinetidae. The record is from the annotation of a GenBank genome assembly.
AUGAGUGAAAGAUCAUUGCGUCGUCUGGAAUUCGAUCGUGAAAAUACUUUCUAUGAACUUCUUUGCUCGUCUAAUGAUAUAUCGAUAAUUCAAUCAAGCCAAACGAGUGAUCCAGCAUGGAUGAUGGCACUCGGUCGAUAUUUGAAGAAAAUUCGAGUUGAUUCUCAUCCAAUCAGUUCGAAUUGUCUUCUUUAUCAGUCAAUCGAACGUAUUUUAAAUGAAAAUCAUCUUAUUACUCGUUCAUUACUCUUAAUCUUAAAACAAUGUGUUUACCUUUAUCCAGACAAACUUGUUAAUCUAUCUUUUCAACGUUAUUUAUCACAAGCUCUAUUAACUCUCAAAGAUCCUUAUCUAAAAUAUAAAUAUGUUCGUCUUCUUCGUUUAAUCAUUGCUGACAUUGACGAACACGAUUUACGAAAAGUUCUUCCAUCGACUAACGAUAUUUUAGACAAUUAUCAUCAGAUGGAUAGUUCAAUCAUGAUCGUGUUAGAAAAUCGAGUUUUAACGACGGGUGAUAAUCAACUCCAAUCUCGAUUGAAUGAAUUGUAUCAACGAACACUUCUCGAAUAUUUCAAAUCGAAUGAUUUCGACGAUGACGAACUAAUUGACCUUUGUCAAAUCUUAUUUCAAAUUAAUCGAAAUAUGUCUCUUCAAUGUUUAUUUACCAUUCCAAAUCUUUUCAAUGAUCUAUUACACUAUAUUGAUUAUGACGUUGAUACAAUGUUGAAUUGGCUGCUAACUCCUGAAACUGGAGAAAAAUUUCUCAUAUUUAUCCUUCAUAUGGGACGUGUAUUUUUAGAACAUCUCGGCGGACAACGCAUCUUUUCGUGUGCUCAUUGUGAUACACCAUUAACAAAUCGCAAUGAAUUAGUUUCAACACGAUUCACAGGUGCAACUGGCCGAGCAUUCCUUUUCAGUCGGGUUGUAAAUACCAAACAAAGUGCUGUACAGGAGCGAAUGAUGCUGACAGGUCGACAUUUCGUACGAGAUGUAUGUUGUAAGAAAUGCGAUGCUAAACUCGGCUGGAUGUACGAAUUUGCCACGGAAGAAUCUCAACGUUACAAAGAAGGACGAGUUAUUCUCGAACGUGCAUUGAUUAAUGAAAGUGAUGGCUUUUGA